GAGAGGAUGGAGGUGCCCCAAGGAGGUCUGCGCCUCGGUAGACAGCACUAUCAUCAGAAGGAGCAAAACGACUCUUUUGAGGCCCCCAGUGAGAGGCCCUAUUCCCUGAAGAUCCGAAACACUACCAGCUGCAACUCGGGAACAUACAGGUGCACUCUGCAAGUGCUGGAAGGGCAGAGAAACCUAAGCGGCAUGGUGAUCUUGAAAGUGACAGGAUGCCCUAAGGAUCGUAAAGAAGGGAAUUUUAAGAAAUACAGAGCUGAGGUUGUACUGCUGUUGGCUCUGGUGGUUUUCUACUUAACACUCAUCGUUUUCACUUGUAAGUUUGCACGACUGCAGAGUAUUUUUCCGGAUUUUUCUAAACCUGGCAUGGAACGAGCUUUUCUCCCAGUCACCUCCCCAAAUAAGCAUGUGGGGCCAGUGACUCUUCACAAGACAGAACUGGUAUGAGCCGUAUUUCUGCAGGUCAUGUUUCCUGAAGUCAAGGGCUCAAUGGUGUGUCCCUCCGCCACACUGGACAAGAGAAGAAGGAGCCCACACUGAAGAUGGCAUCCUUCCUAUGAUGCCCUUCACCUGGCCGGAAACUUCUGAAAAUGGAUCCCACCCCACUUUCUGCAAGCAGGACCUUGAAAAUCAUUAUGUGACCACAGAGCAUGGGGCCCUCCCAACUUCCUCAUGGCCACUGCUUAGUGUUUUAUGCAGCCAUCUGGUCAUCCUCUUGGAAACAUUUUCAGUCGUAUAAAAGCUAUGAUGAGAUGCAGUUGGAAAGGGUCUUGGGAAAUGUGAAUGCCCAGAGCUGGCCCGGUGACAGGCUCCUGAGGAUAGUUGUCCUCUUUCACAUCUGGGAAACAUCUCUGUGAAUUUGCUGUGUUUGGUUGUGUUGGUCCAGAUGUUUUACUUCUGGGAGAAAUUGACAGGCCAAGCUGUGAGACAGUGGGAAAUAUUUAGAAAAUAAUGUCCUGGUAUGGAGGCCCUGCUAUUUCUAAAGAGUGUUAUGUGUACAUAGAAACAACAGGUCAAUGAACUGUUUCCCCAGAGGGUCUUUUCAUCUGGGAAAAGCAUCCAUAAAGAAGCAAUAGAGUGCCACAUUUAUUUUUAUAUCUAUGUAUACUUGUCGAAGAAAGGACUCGUGUUUUUUUUUCCUUUUGAAAUCUCUCUCUACAGUCACAUGCCAUUGCUUACUGACAAGCAGCCUGAAUUUGGAGAGUAAGAACAAGUCAGAGAGGAUGGCAACAGGAUAGAGAGCUGCUGAGCGACUGCUGGAAGUGUGGGACCCACCACCGCAGUCUGGGUUCCAGCCC
Messenger RNA from Galeopterus variegatus (Sunda flying lemur), 1301 nucleotides. Its product is annotated as CD83 antigen-like. Lineage: Eukaryota; Metazoa; Chordata; Mammalia; Dermoptera; Cynocephalidae. The transcript is spliced from 3 exons. Bases 7 to 450 code for a protein of 147 amino acids. The record is from RefSeq and is a predicted model, not a curated record.